CCUGUUCCUUCAUUCGACCUCCCACCCAACUCCCCCUCUCUUCUCUUCUCUAUUCUCGUCAGAAAAACAAGAAUAAACAAACAAUAAAACCAAACCCACUUCAUGUUUUACACUUCACUCCCUACUGUUUGAUUCUCUCUCACAGUCGGAGAAGUAAAACAUGAAGCGAAAGCACCAGCUCAGUUGCGGCGGAGCUCAAACUUCCGUCUCGAUUAGCAGCAGCAGCAAGGCCAAGAUUUGGGAGGAGGAGGAGCGGGAGUCUGGAACCAUGGACGAUGAGUUGCUCGCCGUUUUGGGUUACAAAGUCAGGUCCGACGACAUGGCCGAUGUGGCCGACAAGCUUGAACAGCUUGAGAUGUCCAUGGGUUCUGCUCAACAAGAUGGGAUUUCUCAGCUCUCCGACAGUGUUCAUUACAACCCGUCUGAUCUAUCCGGCUGGGUCCAGACCAUGCUCUCCGAACUCAACCCGGUUGACAACCACCACCGCCGCCGGACCCAAUCUCGGGUCAUUUACGACGACAACUCCGAGUACGAUCUCAGAGCCAUUCCCGGUAUAGCAGCCUACCCUCCACAGACCGAACCCAACUCCUCAAAAAGACUGAAACCCUCAGCGGCUUCUCCGAUCGAGCCUCGGCCGCUGGUUGUGGUCGAGUCGCCGGACACGGGGGUGAGACUGGUACACACACUCAUGGCGUGCGCCGAGGCUGUUCAGCAGGACAACUUGAAAGUCGCCGACGCGCUCGUCAAGCAAGUGGGCGCACUCGCCGUCGCCCAGACCGGCGCCAUGAGAAAGGUCGCCACCUACUUCGCCGAAGCACUCGCCCGCCGCAUUUACAAAAUCUACCCACGCGAGAAUUCCUCACUCGAUUCUUCUUACUCCGAUGUUCUCGAGAUGCACUUCUACGAGACUUGCCCGUAUCUCAAGUUCGCCCACUUCACCGCCAACCAGGCCAUUCUCGAAGCCUUGGCCACCGCGAGUAGGGUCCACGUCAUCGACUUCGGCCUGAAGCAAGGGAUGCAGUGGCCGCCGCUGAUGCAGGCCCUGGCAUUGAGGCCUGGUGGGCCGCCGCUGUUUCGGCUCACCGGUAUUGGGCCGCCGCAGCCGGACAACACCGACGCCCUGCAGCAGGUGGGCUGGAAGCUGGCCCAGUUCGCCGACACCCUCGGCGUCAAGUUCGAGUUCCGCGGCUUCGUCGCCAGCAGCCUGGCUGAUCUGGAGCCGGCAAUGCUUGACGUCGGCGCGCCGGAGGUGGAGACGGUGGCGGUGAACUCCAUAUUCGAGCUCCACCGCCUGCUGGCGCGGCCGGGGGCGGUGGAGAAGGUGAUGGGUUCAAUCAAGGCAAUGAAACCCAAGCUUCUGACGAUGGUGGAGCAGGAGGCGAACCAUAACGGGCCGGUCUUCCUGGACCGGUUCAAUGAGUCGCUGCAUUAUUACUCGAAUCUGUUCGACUCGCUGGAGGGGUCGGCGUCUGGGCCGACGAGUGAGGACCUGGUCAUGUCGGAGGUGUACCUGGGACGGCAGAUAUGCAACGUGGUGGCAUGUGACGGUGGGGACAGGGUGGAGCGCCAUGAGAAGCUGGCGCAGUGGCGGGACCGGUUGGGCCGGGCCGGGUUCGAACCGGUUCCUCUGGGGUCCAAUGCGUUUAAGCAGGCGAGUACUCUGCUGGCGCUCUACGCCGGCGGGGUUGGGUAUCGGGUGGAGGAGAACAAUGGGUCGCUCAUGCUCGGGUGGCACACUCGCCCUCUCAUAGCCACCUCGGCUUGGCAACUCAGUGAGUCGACUCAGUUGAGUUGAUAUCCCUCACCUUUGGGGACAAGUCAGUUUGGUCCAGAGGUGGAAAACCAAAUCCAAUGAAAUCCAAAGAGAGACUAGUACUGUAGUAAAAUCCCUAUUGUGUGUGAUUUUGAGACUCGGCUGUAAUUUUCUAGUGGACUAGAUUUUAUUUUAGCUUCGUGCACAGUGCAGUAUCAAGUAGAAGAGACUCGAUUCAUGAUCAGUGAGGAUGAAUGUGUAGCUAUCUAUCUGAGUUUCUCUAAUAAUAAAUGAAGAUUGAGCAUUGAUUCUCCCUCA
Molecule: messenger RNA, 2071 nt
Organism: Argentina anserina (silverweed cinquefoil)
Lineage: Eukaryota; Viridiplantae; Streptophyta; Magnoliopsida; Rosales; Rosaceae
Product: DELLA protein GAI-like
Exons: 1
Coding region: 161-1795 (544 amino acids)
Biological process (GO): regulation of reactive oxygen species metabolic process; salicylic acid mediated signaling pathway; negative regulation of gibberellic acid mediated signaling pathway
Cellular component (GO): nucleus
Molecular function (GO): sequence-specific DNA binding; DNA-binding transcription factor activity
Source: RefSeq, a predicted model, not a curated record